ACAAACAAAGAGAGAGAGAGAGAGAGAGAGAGAGAGAGAGAAUAUGUAAAAAUAACAUGGAAAAUGUCAGAAAAAAUUGGUAUAUGUGCCAACCUAAGCCUAAAUAUUUAUCAUUUUGAUGACUCACUCCUCUACUUUUGGAAGAAGAGAGGGAGGCUUUCUGGGGUUGUCCUUUUUUAAAGUCUCUGCCUUUUCAACACUUGAAAAGCAAUACAGAUAUUCGGGAGAAUCUUGUUGUUCCUCAAACUUUGAAGAUCAAAAGCAACAUUGGAUAGUUUCAUAUCAUAUCUCAACUGGGUGGUUUUUCUCUUAGAGAGAGAGGAGAGAAAAUGUUGGAAGGCAAAGCUUUGAUUGAAGAUACUGAUAUGCCUGUGAAGAUGCAGAUCCAUGCCAUGACUUCUGCUUCCCAAGCUCUAGAUAUUUAUGAUGUUUGUGAAUAUGAAUCUAUAGCUGGCCAUAUUAAAAAGGAGUUUGACAAGAUAUAUGAAGGAGGAUGGCAAUGUGUGGUGGGUUCAAAGUUUGGGUGUUUUUUCACUCAUUCUGAAGGGACUUUUAUCUAUUUUACAUUAAUGUCUCUCAAGUUUCUCAUCUUCAAAGGGUCUUCUUCUCCCCCAUCCUCUCCACAUUGAUGUACAAAAUGUGUUUGGUUGCAAGGAAAAGUUGAGUAGAAAAAGGCAGAAAACUGAGGUUAACAAAGCACUGCAAAUUUCUUUCUUUUACCAUUUCCUGUCUUUUUGGUUAGUUCUUGGAUGUAUCUUUAAUGGGGCAGUCUAGUCUAAAGAAUAGAAAAGAACAAACACCAGAGGCACACACAUGGCGUUGGGCCACAUGUGUUUUUUUUGGAUUUUCUAUGUGACUUUAGACUUUUGCAAUGCCUUGAUGGCCAUGUACAAAUUUUCCAUUUUCCAUUUCCAUAUAUGGAUAUGAUGUUCUGUUUGUUUUGUUCUUGUA
Pistacia vera is the source of this 951-nucleotide messenger RNA. Its product is annotated as dynein light chain LC6, flagellar outer arm-like. Gene Ontology annotation, cellular component: dynein complex. Bases 330 to 629 code for a protein of 99 amino acids. NCBI's taxonomy places the organism in Eukaryota, Viridiplantae, Streptophyta, Magnoliopsida, Sapindales, Anacardiaceae. The record is from RefSeq and is a predicted model, not a curated record. The transcript has 2 exons. Gene Ontology annotation, molecular function: dynein intermediate chain binding; dynein light intermediate chain binding. Gene Ontology annotation, biological process: microtubule-based process.